AUAUGAUUAAGACCAGCUAUCAAGAAAAGAAUGAAACUAACACUAAUGCUAGAGUGGAUACAGGCAACCAUAGAGCUUGCACACAAAUUUUAACUUCGAUGUGCUUCCAGGUGCAAAGCGAGAAAGAGAUCAUUUGCAAUAAUGAUGACUUUGUACCUUCUGAAGGUAUCCCUCUAGUAGUAAAUGGGACUUCAUCAAAUGAGAGUAAGUUACUGAACGAUAAAGGCAAAGUCAAGCUGAAAGAUUUCAAUAAGUUUAAUUUGAGUGGUAAAAGCCCUUUAAAGCAGAUUCUGUGCCCAACCACACAAGAUCAUAGUGCUCUUGGUGGAAUAGAGCAAGAAAACAAACUUCAAAAGUACCCAAAUGCUAUUAAAACUAUAAUGAAGAAAUCAACUAUGAAACGUCACAAAAAGGUUUACUCAGACAAAUUUGCAAAGCUAAGAGGGAUGUUUAAGAGCGAGGUAGUCAAAAAGCCUCUCUCGAUAUUAAACAAGUUGGACUCAGCCAGGAUUCUCAAAGAGAUCGGCAAAGCUGACGAUUAAGACCAGACUGGGCAACUAGAUAUGCGCCAUUACCUACACUUUAAUAAUUUUAAUUCAUAAUGUUUCAUA
Moneuplotes crassus is the source of this 611-nucleotide messenger RNA. Lineage: Eukaryota; Ciliophora; Spirotrichea; Euplotida; Euplotidae. The record is from the annotation of a GenBank genome assembly.